CAGUGGGCAAGCAACUCGCUCACCGCCCAUCACCGCGUAACUUACUACUGUAUACCAAGGUGCCAGACCGGCUUCGCCAAGCCUUGGCCACCACCCGAAACAACAUUGGGACUGGAAUGGUCCCCGCUUUAUCUCGGCCCGCGCCUUCGAAAGAAGAAAGAGGCGAAGAGAGCGAGACGAGGGAACACUGUCAGAGAGUAGUAUCGAAAAUCUCGAGGGCUGUGCUUGGUACCUUGAUGCUGAUCGGUCUUUAUCUUAUCAGGGCACCAGGCACCAGGCACCAACAAGCUCUACGAUUUGCUUUGUCACCGUGUCCGCAUCGAAGUGGUGGGCUGGUUGUCUUUCGUUCCUACAGGGAAGACGUCAAACUCGCCGGCGGCCCGGGGACAGACCCCAAAGUGAAACUGAGAUCAACCGGAACGGUGCGAUCUUCGCCUGUCAUGUCGGGCGCUGCAGUCCUACGAGAUAAGGAACGGUGGCCCUCGCUUAACCUUCGGAUAGGACGCCCAGUAGAUGUGGCAGGUGGCAGGUGGCAGGUGGCAGGUGGCAGGUUGCAGGUGCACAGUCCGCCGUGGAUAGGUCUCUUGCAUUAUUCUUUCUUCUGGAGGAAAGAGGUAUACUAAUAACUACAGCCCCCUGGCAGUGUCGCCCCUUCCAUGGUAAAAAUUAUUCUUUCGGUCUGCAUGAGAGAUGGGAGCUAGUAACAGUACCAUACAUGAAGGAUACAUAGGGUACAGUACGUACAUAGGAGAGGUGCUG
Messenger RNA from Aspergillus brunneoviolaceus CBS 621.78, 759 nucleotides. RefSeq lists its product as uncharacterized. The transcript has 2 exons. Bases 117 to 623 code for a protein of 168 amino acids. The record is from RefSeq and is a predicted model, not a curated record. NCBI's taxonomy places the organism in Eukaryota, Fungi, Ascomycota, Eurotiomycetes, Eurotiales, Aspergillaceae.